Dermacentor silvarum is the source of this 1560-nucleotide messenger RNA. RefSeq lists its product as uncharacterized. NCBI's taxonomy places the organism in Eukaryota, Metazoa, Arthropoda, Arachnida, Ixodida, Ixodidae. The transcript is spliced from 6 exons. The coding region runs from base 124 to 1185 and encodes 353 amino acids. The record is from RefSeq and is a predicted model, not a curated record.
CCGUGCACUCGGAGGUGGCGGCGCCGUGAGAGCACGGGGGCGCGUUCGUGCGCGCGCGGCGGCACGAGAUCUGCCGUUCGCGACCAGUGCGCCCCGAAAAAGAACUGUCGCCCUCAGGCCGUCAUGCCCAUCCUUUACACGGACGGCAGCAACAGCGCCGACGCCGGAGCCGCCACCUCCUCCGCCGCAUCGACGUCGCAGCAGCGCGAUGACCGGUCGGACAAGAAGCGCCGCAAGAAGAGCGCCAUCGGCCGCUUCGGCCGGGCGGUGGUCAAGUCCUUCAAGAGCAGCGACAAGAACUGCUCGCGCCACAAGGAUGUCGAGAUUGCCAACGAGAAACUCCGGCAGAUCAACCGCGGCCCCGCUUGUUACUGUACAGCCGACCAGCUCCGGAAAUCAACAAGGAGUACCAACGCCUACACGAAACGAUCCGCACCGACACUCGGCGAGCAGAAUCACCACGAUCUCGCAGGCAGACUGGGAGAUGGGAUGAAAACCAGUUCAGAGACCUCCAAGGACGUUCUGAGGUACCACGACGUGUCACCAGUGGCUACAAGGCACCCGCACGGCAUCAGUAUGGUGGCUGGCGUUAGAACGCGAGCGUAUUCCGAAGCCAAGAGCCUACAGGAGGACACAGGCAGUCUCAGUAUGCACAUGCAGCACAGCGAGACAACCACACGCGUCAACGUGGCCGUGCUUCGGCAAGAAGUGGAAGAGUCGUUCGCGGUCAUAGAAGCCGAAAGCCCGGUCCCGUCAUCUUCAAUGUCCACGGCUAACCUCAGCGUUUCUGCAGAAGACCUGGCAUCGCUGAACACUCAGCAGCUGCCACCAUCGACCGGGCCCGCUGUGCUGGAGUGCGGCCAGAUGCAAGAGAUCAAGCUCCACAAAUCGGCGGGCGGGGACGACUGCAGUCAUCAGCGGUCGGUCAGCAAGAACACCACGUUGUCUGACCUCAGGACAGCAAGCGUGGCAGCGGCCGCCAGUGCGGAGUUCUGCGCCCAGGUGGCCCGACAGUUGAAGGACGUCUCGGUGCAGACCGACAUGACGCUGAUGCCCGAGGUGCCACCCGAGCAGCAGCACAAGAACUCGCGCCUCUGGGAGGCGCUGCGGAACUUCUUCAGCGCGCUCCGAGACUUCUUCCUCUGUGCCGCACUCGCCCACAAGGAAGCCGCCGCAUCCGACUGACGCCGCCACCCUCAUCACCUCUGUGUUGACGUUUGCGUGCCCGUACACCGAGGCAAAAAAAAAAAAAAAAAAAGAGACCCCUCCGCCUGUUGUGCGUGCCAGUUUCCGCGUGGUUUUCGCCAGACUCUCUUGGCUUUUCCUCCAGCCACGGUUAGAUCAAGAGCACGGCCAGUGGCGCGUCCUGUUGAAAGCUGUCGCCGAAGAAAAAAAAAAAAGUGUCGAAGUUGAACGAAACGAAGGUUAAGGCGAAAAAAAAAAAGUUGCAACGGUGGGACGAUCACGGCGAAAUUCGCCCCACCCUUUCUUGUCCUUCACCCUGAGCUCCCCCCCCGCGUCGUAUGCGCUCUGUUGCAGUUCGUGUACUUGUAAAAUAAA